Sinocyclocheilus anshuiensis is the source of this 1531-nucleotide messenger RNA. It is a transcript of the gene enoph1, whose product is annotated as enolase-phosphatase 1. Bases 155 to 940 code for a protein of 261 amino acids. The transcript is spliced from 6 exons. The record is from RefSeq and is a predicted model, not a curated record. Gene Ontology annotation, molecular function: magnesium ion binding; acireductone synthase activity. NCBI's taxonomy places the organism in Eukaryota, Metazoa, Chordata, Actinopteri, Cypriniformes, Cyprinidae.
CUUCUGUGCGACCCGCAGCCGCUCCAUGUGUUAGCUCAGCACUAGCCUGCAUGCUGUUGUUGAUUCGUUUGUCAAAAGCUGAGCUUCUCAUCUGAUAUAAUCAAACCAAACACAGGACUUUAACAAACAUAUAAAUCGUUCGCCAUUGAUAGAAAUGGCAGCGAUUGCAGUCCCAGUAAAUACCAGAGUCUUUCUUCUGGACAUUGAAGGAACCACGACGCCCAUCACGUUUGUCAAGGACAUCUUAUUUCCCUACAUCAGAGAGAAUCUGGAGGAAUAUCUGUCUGCUCACUGGGAAGAGGAUGAAUGCAAACAAGACGUUCAUCUGCUCAAGAAACAGGCUGAAGAAGACUUGCGGCAGAAUAAAGCGUGUCCCGUUCAUGCUGUGGACCAGACGGUUCACACAGAUGAGGAGAAGGCCAUCCGGGAGGUGGUGGAUAGCGUGCUGUGGCAGAUGGCUGCGGACAGAAAGAGCACUGCGCUGAAACAGCUGCAGGGCCACAUGUGGAGAGCCGCGUAUGUGACGGGGAAAAUCAAAGGCGAGGUGUACCCGGAUGUGGUUCCAGCCGUCAGACGGUGGAGGCGUGGAGGUCUGAAGGUCUUCAUCUACUCCUCAGGAAGUGUGGAGGCGCAGAAGCUGCUCUUUGGCUACUCUGUCGAAGGAGAUCUCUUAGAUCUGUUUGAUGGUCACUUCGACACUAACAUUGGUGCCAAAGUAGAAAGUAAGAGCUAUGAGAACAUCGCGGAGAGGAUUGGAUGCCAACCGGAGGAAAUCAUGUUCUUAACCGACGUCACACGAGAGGCAAAGGCAGCAGAGGAUGCUGGGGUGAACGUGAUCAUGGUAGUUAGACCUGGCAACACGGAGUUAACCGAAGAGGAGAGGAGCCAUUAUAGAGUCCUCCCAUCUUUCAACCAGUUAGAGCUGAGCGGGAACGUUUGACAGCACAGAACAGCAUCGGAUCAUGUGAAAACCAGCGGUUACUAUGUGUUGUUAUUCCACUGGACUGAAACGCCAAGCCUCCCAGGUGCUUGUUUUUUACACUGAAACCCAUCUGUGAAUUAUCAUACACUCACAUUCUCUUUGAAUGUUUUAUAUGCGGUGUUAAUGUGUAGCAUAUGACAUAUUCAUGUCUUUAUCCCCCACAUGUGCAGUGAUAUAAAAUAUGAUAACCUGCCAACUAGACACAGGUUUAGUGUGAUUGUACCUCAUGUCUUAUAAACCUCAGUCUUAAAUGUUGUUGUAAAAUUUUAUUCCAAACGGACACAUCGAACAAAUCACAUUUGCAACAUUUAGAUACACCAGCACCCGAGAACAGAUGUCUGUUUUAGUAACAAAAUACAGGAUCAUGACCAAUGUCAGAGAUGUUUUACAAUACUUAACAUCAAGUAUAAAAAGCUGCAUAAGCUUCUUUUAAGAUUAUGCAGGACCGGUUUAAAAUGUAAUGCGGUUACAUGAAUACAAACCAUCUGUGAUUCAAUAUCGAAGGUAUAGUUCACCAAAAAAUAAAAAUGGUAAUUUACUCACCCUCAG